Molecule: messenger RNA, 1922 nt
Organism: Candoia aspera
Lineage: Eukaryota; Metazoa; Chordata; Lepidosauria; Squamata; Candoiidae
Gene: CCT6A
Product: chaperonin containing TCP1 subunit 6A
Exons: 14
Coding region: 85-1677 (530 amino acids)
Biological process (GO): protein folding
Cellular component (GO): chaperonin-containing T-complex
Molecular function (GO): ATP hydrolysis activity; ATP binding; ATP-dependent protein folding chaperone
Source: RefSeq, a predicted model, not a curated record
UUUCGUCAGGGCUCAGUCGAGUCAGGCGGGAGCGUGCGCCCAGUCGCCCUUUUCUUUUUUCUCCUCCAGAGGUUGCCGGGAGAGAUGGCGGUGAAGGCGCUCAACCCCAAAGCUGAGGUGGCGCGGGCUCAAGCAGCCCUGGCGGUCAAUAUCAGCGCGGCGCGGGGCCUGCAGGAUGUGCUCAGGACCAAUCUCGGGCCCAAAGGAACCAUGAAGAUGCUUGUGUCUGGUGCUGGAGAUAUCAAGCUUACCAAAGAUGGCAACGUCCUGCUUCAUGAGAUGCAAAUUCAACACCCAACAGCUUCCUUGAUAGCCAAAGUAGCAACAGCACAAGAUGACAUCACUGGUGAUGGGACCACUUCUAAUGUUCUCAUAAUUGGUGAGCUGCUCAAGCAGGCAGAUCUCUAUAUUUCAGAGGGGUUACAUCCUCGAAUAGUUACGGAAGGGUUUGAAGCUGCAAAAGAAAAAGCCCUUCAAGUCCUGGAGCAGGUCAAAGUAGCAAAGGAAAUGGACAGGGAAACACUCCUAGAUGUUGCCAGGACCUCCCUCCGCACAAAGGUCCAUGCUGAGCUUGCUGACAUCUUGACUGAGGCUGUAGUAGAUUCGAUUCUGGCAAUCAGAAAACCAGACGAGCCAAUAGAUCUUUAUAUGGUUGAAAUAAUGGAGAUGAAGCACAAAUCUGAAACAGACACAACCCUGAUAAGAGGACUUGUCCUGGAUCAUGGUGCUCGACAUCCUGACAUGAAGAAGAGGCUUGAAGAUGCUUACAUUCUUACUUGCAAUGUGUCACUAGAGUAUGAAAAAACAGAGGUGAAUUCUGGGUUCUUUUAUAAGAGUGCAGAAGAGAGAGAGAAACUAGUUAAAGCAGAAAGGAAGUUCAUUGAAGAAAGAGUGAAUAAAAUCAUAGACUUGAAAAAAACGGUUGUUGGAGAUUCAAAUAAAGGUUUUAUUGUGAUCAACCAAAAGGGGAUUGACCCUUUCUCCCUGGAUGCACUUGCAAAAGAAGGGAUAGUAGCUCUGCGCAGAGCAAAACGAAGAAACAUGGAGAGGCUAACCCUUGCCUGUGGAGGUGUUGCUAUGAAUUCUGUAGAUGACCUCUCUGUUGACUGCCUGGGACAUGCAGGUCUUGUCUAUGAAUAUACUUUGGGUGAAGAGAAGUACACUUUCAUUGAGAAGUGUGAUAACCCUCGUUCUGUGACUCUGUUGAUCAAGGGACCGAAUAAGCACACACUGACACAGAUCAAGGAUGCUGUAAGAGAUGGAUUACGUGCUGUCAAAAAUGCCAUUGAGGACGGCUGUGUGGUUCCAGGUGCUGGAGCCCUAGAGGUGGCAAUAGCAGAUGCCCUUGUGAAACACAAGCCCAGUGUGAAAGGAAGAGCCCAGCUGGGGGUUCAGGCAUUUGCUGAUGCACUGCUUAUCAUCCCUAAGGUACUUGCUCAGAAUGCUGGCUACGAUCCUCAGGAAACGCUAGUUAAAGUUCAAGCAGAAUAUGCUGAGUCGGGACAACUGGUUGGUGUGGACCUAAAUUCUGGUGAACCAAUGGUGGCAGGAGCAGCUGGAAUCUGGGAUAAUUACAGUGUUAAAAAACAGUUGCUUCAUUCUAGCACUGUAAUUGCUAGCAACAUUCUCUUGGUUGAUGAAAUUAUGCGAGCUGGAAUGUCAUCUCUCAAAGGCUGAACUGAAAGACCUCUUGAGUAGGGAAUCUGUCUAGCAACAGUCUCCUGAAUUCAAGUUAACAACAUCCCUCUUUAUCAACAUCUACUUCAGAAUGAUAGGAGGAAGAAAAGUCUGCCUUCAGGAAUUUGGCCCUCACAGAAAUCCUUUACUUCUGUAGAAUCAGUUACUAUUUAUUUUUUACAUGCACUAAACAAAUGCAUCUGAAGUUACUGUCUUUCUACCCAAUAAACAGUUUUGUUCUCUGA